UUUUCUUUUUAACAGGAAUCACAGUAGCAGGGAAGGGAAUUCUUCCUAAUGGACAGCUGAGCACAUCAGGACUCCUGAGAGAGAUUCUGAAAGCUGGAAUCAUGCUGAACAAGCCGGUGCUGGUGGAGUCCCUGGUGGUGUUUGCCAUCGUGCUCUCGGUGCACGGGGUGGUGUGGGACCGGUUCUCCUGGUGCGCCCUGGCCUUGGCCCUCCAGGCCUUCUACGUCCAGUUCAAGUGGGACCGGCUGCUCCAAGCGGGGGGAGCCGUGUUCCAGUUCCGGGGGGCGGCCAACAGCGGCCUCCUACCCGCCAGCAUGGUCAUCCCCCUGCUGGGAAUCGUCAUGAAGGAGCGGUGCCGGGCCGCCGGCAUCGUGUACUUCGAGCGCUUCGGGGUCGUCGUGGCCUCCACGGGGAUGCUGCUCGCGCUCUUCCUGUCGGUGCUGGCGGUUGGCAUCACCAAACCCGUGCCAACCAACACCUGCAUCCUGACUGGCAUGGCUGGCAGCGUCAUCGUCUACACCAUGAAACACUCCCUGGCUGUCUCAGAAGUCAUAGAGGUCCUGGAAGUGCUGCUCAUCUUUGUCUACCUCAGUAUGAUCCUGCUGUACUUGCUGCCUCGGUGUUUCACCCCCGGGGAAGCGCUGCUGGUUCUUGGAGGUGUGAGUUUUGUCCUCAAUCAGCUCAUUAAACGCUCACUGAAUGUGGUCGAGGGCAAAGGGGAUCCCAUUGACUUCUUCCUUCUGGUGGCAGUUGUUGGAGUUGUUCUCCUUGGUCUUUUUUUCACUGUGCUUUUCAGUUUCAUGGAUUCAGGCACGUGGAUCUCCUCCAUGUUCUUCCACAUGAUGACAGCAGUGUUGGGCUUAGGGGUCAUCAUGCCUUGGCUGUACAGACUCAUCCAGAGGAACCCUCUGCUCUGGCUGCUGCAGUUUCUGUUUCAGACAGAGACAAGACUUUACCUUCUCGUGUACUGGACCCUCUUGGCUGCCUCAGCCUGUGGGGUGGUUUUCUACCAGAACGCAAAGAGAUCGUCUGAAUCCAAAAAACACCAGGCCUCCACUAUCACCAGGAAAUAUUUCCACUUCAUUGUUGUAGCCACUUAUGUCCCUGGACUCAUUUAUGACCGUCAGCUCCUCUAUGUUGCUGCAGUGCUGUGCCUGGCAGUGUUUAUCUUCUUGGAAUACGUCCGGUACUUCCGGAUCAAACCCUUUGGCCAAACCCUCAGGCAUUUGCUGUCUCUCUUCUUGGAUGAAAGGGACAGUGGCCCUCUAAUCUUGACUCAUAUUUAUCUCCUCCUUGGCAUGUCCCUCCCAGUGUGGUUGUUCCCCAGAUCCUGUGCUCCCAAAGGCACCUUGUCUGGGGCAGGAGCACUGGUCCCCUACUCCGGAGUGUUGGCAGUGGGGGUAGGAGACACUAUUGCCUCUGUUUUUGGCAGUGCAAUGGGGGAGAUCAAAUGGCCAGGAACAAAGAAGACCUUUGAAGGGACAAUGACAGCUAUUUUUGCUCAGAUCAUUGCUGUGGCCCUGAUUCUGAUCUUUGACAGCAGUGUGAAUCUGAACUCCAGCUACGCCUGGAUUCUGGCAUCUGUGAGUUUGGUUUCUCUGUUGGAAGCUUAUACCACCCAAAUUGAUAACCUGCUGCUGCCUCUCUACCUCCAGAUCAUGUUCAUGGCAUAGAAGCACUUCCAGGAACAAAGGUUUCUCCCUUCCUAGAGAAAAGUGGUACUAGAAAAUGCACUGUAAUGGAAGCUCAAAGCUGACCUAAACACUACUUUUAGUACAGCAGAGAAAAUAGUUAAAAUCAGAAAUGAGACUUAUUUAAAAUAAAGGUUUUGGUUUGGUCUUGUUUUUUCCCCCUGUUGAAAACAGCCUGAGUUAGGUUCUCACAGCAACAAAUAUGACUGAUAAAAACAGCCUAUGUUUAAUAAUCCAACUAUCCAAGUUUCUUCUGGGGGUCCAGAGGCAAAAGAAGCAGAGGAAGAAGAGGUAAGUCAAUUAAAGGGGAAAAAAUAAAUCAGCAGAUCUCUCAGAUGUUGCCACCUCUGUAUUGUACCUUGUUUUCCAUACUGAGUCCUGCAUCUUGUAUUAGUGAACAUGUGAACUCUCAUUUCUGCAUGAGCACCAUGUAAAGCAUGUUUGAUAACAAGGGUGGGCACUCAGAGCAGGUACAAGAGUCCAAAUGUGUCCAGUCCAUCAGCAAGAACCACAAACACAACUCCAAACUCAGUACCUGCCACAUCCAUGGUGGGUGGGGAAGGUUUGGGAAUGUCAGACACUACUCAUUCCAAGCCCUAACUAAUAACAACAGUACAUUUUUAGCCCUGAAGUUCUAUUCAAUGAGAAGAAUGUUUUGUCUUUCCCAAGAUUUUAAUCUCUAAAUCCAUUUGGAAUGAAUAUGGGGGGGUGGAAUUAAGCAAAGUCACAGCUAAAACUAAUUACACAUUAAUUCUGAAAGCAGAAAAUCUGUUCAAGUCAAUAAAA
Molecule: messenger RNA, 2477 nt
Organism: Manacus vitellinus (golden-collared manakin)
Lineage: Eukaryota; Metazoa; Chordata; Aves; Passeriformes; Pipridae
Gene: DOLK
Product: dolichol kinase
Exons: 1
Coding region: 102-1673 (523 amino acids)
Biological process (GO): dolichyl monophosphate biosynthetic process
Cellular component (GO): endoplasmic reticulum membrane
Molecular function (GO): dolichol kinase activity
Source: RefSeq, a predicted model, not a curated record